Polistes dominula (European paper wasp) is the source of this 1599-nucleotide messenger RNA. RefSeq names its product ras-related protein M-Ras. Gene Ontology annotation, biological process: signal transduction. Gene Ontology annotation, cellular component: membrane. The record is from RefSeq and is a predicted model, not a curated record. Gene Ontology annotation, molecular function: GTP binding; GTPase activity. NCBI's taxonomy places the organism in Eukaryota, Metazoa, Arthropoda, Insecta, Hymenoptera, Vespidae.
ACAUAUAUAUUAUCAUUUAUUUAUUUUUCAACAAUUUAUUACAAUAUUUUUUAAUCAACAAUUUUAACAAACGAUUAAUAAAAAUUAAGAAUAAUCUUGAUCAACUAAACAGUUCAAAGUGCAUUAGGAUUCAUGUACAUGUGAACAUUGACGCAUUUAUGUACGCACACAUAUACAUGUGAACUUUGUACACAUAUAUAUCUUGAAGGGUUGCGCAUACUAGAAAAUAUCUAACAGCUGGCAGCACGACACACAGGAGUGGCAGAUCAUGUAAGGAAUUUUCAUUGGAAAACAAUAUUAGUUGAAUUUGUGUGCAAAAGGACUGGCAAGAUAAUAUUAGAAGAAUUGUCAGGAUAGGCAGACGUAGGCAGAACAGUGGGGGUGGGGGUGGGAGAUUCAGAGGCGGUAUGACACGACCUCCUAAUAAUGACAACCUUAAGACUUUCAAAUUGGUCGUGGUUGGAGAUGGAGGAGUUGGAAAAAGUGCAUUGACCAUACAGUUCUUUCAAAAAUUAUUUGUCACCGACUAUGAUCCUACCAUCGAGGACAGUUACAUUCAACAUACCGAAGUGGAUAAUCAAUGGUGUAUUCUAGAUGUGCUAGAUACAGCAGGCCAGGAAGAGUUUAGUGCAAUGCGUGAACAAUACAUGAGGAAGGGUGACGGAUUUUUAUUGGUAUAUUCUGUAACCGAUAAACAAUCGUAUGAAAAUAUUGUCAAUUUUCAUACACAAAUUCUUAGAGUUAAAGACAGAGAUGUUUAUCCGAUGCUUCUUGUUGCCAAUAAAGUUGAUUUAGUACAUUUAAGAAAAGUAACAGAAGAACAGGGACGUGAAUUGGCACAACGUUUGGGUAUUCCUUAUAUUGAAACAUCUGCCAAAGAUCCACCUUUAAAUGUGGACGAUGCGUUUCAUGAAGUUGUACGAAUAAUUAGAAAUCAACCACCAGCUGAAUUGGAAAAAAAUCGUCGAAAACGAAGACGUACUGGAAAGUGCAAUGUUCUUUAAGUAUUCAUGGUAAUAUUAUUGCAAAAGGAGUCAAGGUUUUGUUACCUAAUAAUAUUUUAAGCACACACUUUAAUCAUAAACAAAACAAACAAACAAACAAAAAAUAUGCCACUAAAAGCUGAAUUAGUUUUAAUCACCGAUAAUACGUAUUCAAUUUUGUAUUUAAUAUUCGCAGUACUAUAUGUAUAUAUAUGUAUAUGUAUUUUAGUCUGUUUGUUGUAUUAUCGAUCAAUGCUUCUUCAACAUUAUGAUGAGUUUUAUGAUGUGAUAUCUGACUGGGAUAUCUGACACUGACUCAAAAAAAGAAAUAUGGCAUAGUUGUAAAUCACUUUCGUCUCUCAUUGAAUUCUGCAUUGAUUUUAGAAACUAUUGAAAAAUGAAAUUACAUGAAAAUAUUGGUCAUUUUAAUCUUCUGUGUAAAAUACGAGAAGAGACUUAUGGAGGAGGGGGCGGGGGCGGGCGGGGUCUUCAUUCUUCCAUACACAUCAAUUUUCUACCAUCGAUAAUGUAACACGGAAUUGAACGUUUUUUAUUGCAUAAUUAUAGGGAAGGGUUUUUAUAACUUCUCCUUGUAAAAAAAAAAAAAAAAAAAAAA